AUGUUCAAUGCUACUUGUGUGGUUUUAAGUAACAUUGCAGUAGAUGGAGGUUCAUACUCUCAACGUGGAGAUGCAAAUUUUGUUUUGAAUCAGUUGUUAUCUUUUAAGUUUGUUUUCACUUUGCAUCUUAUGAAAGACAUUGUGGAAAUUACUCAUCUUUUUUGUAUAGCAUUGCAACGUAAAUCUCAAGAUAUUUUGAAUGCAAUGUAUCUUGUCUCAAGCACAACAAAGCUACUGAAGAAUUUUCGAGAUUCGGGAUGGGAUGAUUUCUUGGUGAAAGUUAAAUUAUUUUUUGAGCAACAUCAAAUUGAUAUCCCAUGCAUGAAUGCUCAAUAUAUUGUAAGACGUGGUAGAUCUCGAAGUCAUCAUGAUGAGAUUAGUGUGGAGUAUUAUUAUCGAAUGGAUAUAUUGCUUGCAACAAUUGAUUAUCAAUUGCAAGAGUUACAUAGCAGGUUUAAUGAUCACACCGUGGAAUUGCUUGUUUUGAGCACUGUUUUGGAUCCUAGAAAUGGAUUUAUAAUGUUCAAGAUUGAUGAUAUUUGUAAACUUGCAAAGAAGUUCUAUCCGAAUGAUUUUAUGGAGCAAGAACUAGUACGUCUAAAAAUAGAACUUCAACAUUUUGAACUCGACAUUCUAAAUCAUCAUGAAUUGCAAGAAUUAUCUGGUAUUCAUGAGUUAUGUCAAGACUUGGUGAAGACAAGAAAAUCAGUGAUAUAUUCUCUUGUUGAUAGAUUGAUUAGAUUUGUUCUUACUCUUCCUGUAUCAACUGCAAUUACAGAGUGGGCAUUUUCAAUUAUGAAAAUAAUCAAAACAAAGCUCCAAAAUAAGAUGGAAGAUAAUUUCUUGAAUGAUUGUCUAACUGUGUAUAUAGAAAAGGAAGUUGCUAAAAAAUUUAGCAGUGAUUCAAUCAUAGAUGAAUUUAGUUCUAUGAAAGAGCGUAGAACUCAAUUUACUUCUAAGAAAAGAUGUUGA
Messenger RNA from Coffea arabica (coffee), 972 nucleotides. RefSeq lists its product as uncharacterized. Gene Ontology annotation, molecular function: protein dimerization activity. Lineage: Eukaryota; Viridiplantae; Streptophyta; Magnoliopsida; Gentianales; Rubiaceae. The record is from RefSeq and is a predicted model, not a curated record.